Molecule: messenger RNA, 597 nt
Organism: Naumovozyma castellii
Lineage: Eukaryota; Fungi; Ascomycota; Saccharomycetes; Saccharomycetales; Saccharomycetaceae
Gene: PST2
Product: flavodoxin-like fold family protein
Exons: 1
Coding region: 1-597 (198 amino acids)
Source: RefSeq, a predicted model, not a curated record
AUGCCAAAGGUCGCCAUUAUUAUCUACACACUAUACGGACACACUUCCCAAUUAGCUGAAGCUGAAAAGAGAGGUGUCGAAGCAGCCGGUGGGUCCGCUGACAUUUACCAAGUCGCUGAAACUUUGACUCCAGAUGUUUUCAAGGCUCUAGGUGGUGCUCCAAAGCCAGACUACCCAAUUGCCACUGCUGAAACAUUGACCGAGUACGACACCUUCUUAUUCGGUAUUCCAACCAGAUUCGGUAACUUCCCUGCUCAAUGGAAGGCUUUCUGGGAUAGAACUGGUGGUCUAUGGGCCAAGGGUUCCCUACACGGUAAGGUUGCAGGUUGCUUCGUCUCUACCGGUACCGGUGGUGGUAACGAAGCCACUAUUAUGAACUCCUUGUCCACUUUGGCUCAUCACGGUAUCAUCUACGUCCCAUUGGGUUACAAGAAUGUUUUCCCAGAAUUGACCAACUUAGAAGAAGUCCACGGUGGUUCUCCAUGGGGGGCUGGUACCAUUGCUGGUGCCGAUGGGUCUAGAUCUCCAAGUGAAUUGGAAUUGAAGGUACAUGAAAUUCAAGGUAAGACCUUUUACGAGACUGUUCAAAAAUUUUAA